Messenger RNA from Sciurus carolinensis (gray squirrel), 276 nucleotides. RefSeq names its product odontogenesis associated phosphoprotein (gene Odaph). The transcript has 3 exons. The coding region runs from base 1 to 276 and encodes 91 amino acids. The record is from RefSeq and is a predicted model, not a curated record. Gene Ontology annotation, biological process: positive regulation of enamel mineralization. NCBI's taxonomy places the organism in Eukaryota, Metazoa, Chordata, Mammalia, Rodentia, Sciuridae.
AUGGCUCACAGACUCUGCUUCUCCUACUGGUCACUGGUCUGCUGGUUGGUGGUAACUGUGGCAGAAGGACAAGAAGAGGUUGUCACCCCACCAGGAGGCUCACAAAAUAACAUAAACCCUACAGACUGCCAGAUCUUCACGCUCACCCCUCCGCCCACCACGAGGAAUCCGUCAACAAGGGUCCCGCCCAUUCCAAGGACACCCAGAUAUUUCCUCGGAAGAAAUCUCCAGACCGAAAGCUCAUCCGAGGAGAGCAGAGAGAAAAGAGAAGCCUAA